This is a messenger RNA of Eruca vesicaria subsp. sativa (arugula), 689 nucleotides long. The record is from the annotation of a GenBank genome assembly. NCBI's taxonomy places the organism in Eukaryota, Viridiplantae, Streptophyta, Magnoliopsida, Brassicales, Brassicaceae.
CUUUAAGGGUGUUCAAAAUCAACAUUACCCGUUUUCAUACAAUUUGUCUCUCUACAAACCAAUAUCAUAAGCGGUUCUACAAGACGACGAUGUUACGCAGCAGCUGCACCGUCCUCCUCUGCCUGCUCCUUAUAACAACCGCUCUCGCCUUCGACAAUGAUGACGACAUGUGCGUGUUCACGGUUUACAUAAGAACCGGUACGGUUUGGAAAGCCGGUUCAGACUCGGUCAUGAGCCUCCGUCUCUACGACAGUUACGGUCAAAAUGCUGUUAUAUCCGAUUUGGUGUCAUGGGGAGGUUUAAUGGGUCCAUUUCACGAUUAUUAUGAGAGGGGUAAUCUCGACAUUUUCACCGGUUUAGGUUCUUGUCUAUCAGGUCCGGUUUGUGCGAUGAAUUUGACUUCUGACGGCUCUGGCGAUCACCACGGUUGGUAUUGUAACUAUGUUGAAGUGACGAUGAGUGAGAGUCGUCGGAAAAGUUGUUCUCAGGAGAAGUUUACGGUGGAACAAUGGUUGGCUCGUGAUGCUUCGCCAUAUGAGCUGUCUGCCAUUAGGAAUCAAUGUUCGGACUCUUUCAAGAAUCGAAGAGUCGUUUCCACGAUGUGAAUGUGUUAUUUAUUUAUUCUGGCUUGGCUUGUCUAUGAAACAUGAUGUGAUCAUAUAUUCGAGUGUGAUUGAGAUUUCGUGUUU